Molecule: messenger RNA, 2481 nt
Organism: Cololabis saira (Pacific saury)
Lineage: Eukaryota; Metazoa; Chordata; Actinopteri; Beloniformes; Belonidae
Gene: gpnmb
Product: glycoprotein (transmembrane) nmb
Exons: 12
Coding region: 170-2047 (625 amino acids)
Biological process (GO): cell adhesion
Molecular function (GO): integrin binding
Source: RefSeq, a predicted model, not a curated record
GGGAAGAGGCCACUUCACGGGGAGAGGACCACGCGAGCGCUGGCAGAGCUCACACCAACUACUACUACUGAUAAUUUUUAAAGCCUCUGGGUUUUUCUUUGUAUUAUUAUAACCAUUAUUAUUAUUAUUAUUAUUACACUGUUCUCCCCACCGAAAGGCGAAUAUCGAAAUGCUGCGGCAGGUUUUUCUCCUGCUUUGCGCAUGCUCUGUUUAUCAAGCUGAUGGGCGUAAAACAUAUGGUGACAUGUUCCCUCACAAGCACUCACUGGUAGGGAAGUUUCCAUUUCCGAUCCCUCCGAUUCCUGGCUGGGAUCCUGACACCAUCCCAUGGGAUGAUUAUCUUUAUCCACCUCUAAACCCCAAGCCAAGAGAGCUCAUGCAUCACAGAGGCAAACCCAAGGUCCACCUGACCAGUGACGGUCCAGCUCUCAACGGCUCGUGCAUCUCCUUCACUGCCAAACUGGAGUAUCCUCCAUGCCAGAAGGAGGAUGCCAAUGGGGACCUUGUCUGGGAUGAGCACUGUGAGGACGGUACGGCGCUGGAGGCCUCAGCAAAUGGACAGGUUCGCUCCGGUUACGUGUACAACUGGACUUCCUGGAUGGAUGACUACGGCUAUGGGAAGUGCCUGGAUCCCAAAAAAUGCAACGUAUUCCCGGAUGGGAAGCCGUUUCAGCAGAGCAAUGACUGGAGACAGAAGAGUUAUGUCUACGUUUGGCACACAAUGGGCCAGUACUCUGAGACAUGUGACGGCUCUUCUUCCAGCAUGACCAUCAACACCACCAAUAUCGCUCUGGGGGCAGAGGUCAUUGAGGUACUGGUCUACAGGAAGCGUGAGCGCCGGAAGUACAGCCCCCUCACCACUGAUAAAACUGUCUUCAUCGUCACAGAUAAGAUCCCAGUGGCUGUCAGCAUCACCCAGAAAGCUGCGGUCAACGAGUCUGCUAACGUUUUCUUCCGCGGCGAGGACGUGGUCUUCAAGGUGGACCUCCACGACCCCAGCAACUACCUAAAAACCGCAUCUGCCAUUGAUUACAUCUGGGACUUCAGAGAUGGGAACCAGCUGGUAACGCACCGUGAGGUGACAACGCACAGCUACGGCACCCUGGGUACCAUGACGGUGAAGCUGGUGGUGGAGGCAGCAUUUCCUGUUGAGUGUCCGCCUGCCUCUGCAACCCCGACUCCAGGACACCCCACAGCUCCUCCCCACACAGAUGCCCCCACAGCUCCACCUCCUACUCACGCCGUUACAAUCAAGAUGGAGACGACACCAGUGCCGCCCAGCACCAGCCGGCCCCUUCCCUCCUCCGUCGCUUCCGUGACGACAAGAAUGCCCACGACGGAGCCCCUCCCUCCCACUGUGGCCACCGAAUCCAUCCCCACCCCGUUUCCCUGGCUCCACGCCAGACGUCUCAAAGGCAAUGGGUGCUUCCGAUACUCCUAUGGCACCUUCACAGCCAACAUCACCAUUGUGGAACCAAAAAACCCGCUGAGCAACCGGCCAAGCAGUCGCAUCGUGGAUGUGUCAGCCGCUAGAGAGACCAACACUGACAUCAACUUCCGGGUGAAAUGUCUGGGGAGCAUCCCCACCUCCGCCUGCACCAUCGUGUCAGACCCCAGCUGUACUCAGGUACGCAACAUCAUGUGCGACGACGUGCCGCCAUCGUCGGAGUGUGAGGUGCACUUGAGGCGGAGGUUUCUGGAGCCCGGCACCUAUUGUGUGAACAUCACCCUGGAGAACUCCAGCAGCAUGGCACUAGCCAGCACCACCAUCACCAUCGCCAAGUCCCAGGAACCACCUGUAGUCUCCAAGUCUCCCAGCUCUGUGGGGGUGGUUCUCUCUUCAGCCGCUGUUCUGGUAGCCGUCUUUGGAUUCAUCGCAUACCUGGUCUACAAGCGUCAAAAAGUUUACCGCCUUAUCCGGAGGUCCCGAGUGGACGAUGUCUCCACCCGUGCUGGGGCUGCAGGUCACAUGGUUCGCCUGAGAGAAGCCCUCUUCCCCACUAAUGAGGAGAGCCGCCACCUGCUGACUGAGAGAUGCCCGCUGUAGUUCUUUGAGCAACAAACUGAUUCCCUUUCUAGGUCUUUUUUUGUGGGGGCGGGAAAGAGUCAUGAUUUUAUUAAGCAAAUGAAAGCAACAGCUAAAUAAUUACAUUUACAAAGAGCAUAACUAUUAGUACUAAUACUAAUAUUUUGUUUGUGUCUGCUCCAAAGGCUAACGCUACAGCAAUUUAUGAUUCAGAAAGUAAUCUACUAAAGAGGAAGUUAAUUGUGUUGAAAUCAUGUGAAAAAAAAGCAUGUCUGCUUGAAAUAAAUCUUUGUACAUUUUUGCCAAGGAACUCAGCAGUUGUCCCUGCUGUUCCUCGCGCCAUGAUGAAUAAAAUGUCUUCAGUGAAUCCAUUAGAAAGGCAUGCAUGUUCGUUAGCUGAGUGAAUUAAGAUUAAUCUUUAACUAAGGUCAAAAGAAAAAGAAAAAAAAAAAAAA